ACGAGGCCCCGCCCUCGCUCGAGACCGUAUGAUUUUUGUGUCAAUGCCAUGAACAAGGGAAACUGUGCACUGUCAUUCAUUAAGGAAAUACUGGCUUGGUAAAUGGCGAAGACUUACGAUUACCUUUUCAAACUCUUGCUAAUUGGAGACAGUGGAGUUGGAAAGACAUGUCUGCUGUUCAGAUUCAGCGAGGACGCGUUUAACACCACCUUCAUCUCCACAAUCGGAAUUGAUUUCAAAAUCAGAACUAUCGAGCUGAACGGCAAGAAAAUCAAGCUGCAGAUAUGGGACACUGCGGGGCAGGAAAGAUUUAGGACGAUCACCACGGCGUAUUACAGAGGCGCUAUGGGCAUUAUGUUGGUAUAUGACAUCACCAGCGAAAAGUCAUUUGAGAACAUUAAAAACUGGAUCCGCAACAUCGAAGAGCAUGCAUCAUCUGACGUAGAGAAGAUGAUCCUCGGAAACAAAUGUGACAUGAACGACAGGAGACAGGUGUCCAAAGAGAGAGGAGAGAAAUUGGCAAUUGAUUACGGGAUCAAGUUUUUGGAAACGAGUGCAAAAACCAGUGUAAAUGUCGAAGAGGCCUUUUUCACCCUUGGCAGAGACAUUAUGGCUCGACUCAACAGAAAAAUGAAUGAUGGUGGUCAAGCAGAUGGUGGGGGGCCGGUGAAGAUUUCAGAGAAGCGCACCAAAAAGCACAGCAUCUUUAAGUGUGCUCUGCUGUAACUCAUUUGCAGCGCGUGGAUACGUUCACUUGCUGUGUCUCUGCGGCAGCUCAGCUGGUAUAACAUAUCACAUGAGCCCCUGCAAAAGAGCUGGACCAUCAGGCUCCAGAAGGUUCGUGUUUCCAAGCCCUUAAAUUCAAGAUGGAACAGAGGAAUGAUGCCGUUUUGAGAGAUUUACAUGGUUCACUCUGUGCUAGAGUCACAAUAGGAAACGUCUCCUUUGUUGUGUGGUGAUAAUCGUGAUGAUUGUGUCAAAAGAUAAUGGAUCAAAUAUAAAUGGUUUGGCUUUGAUAUGUUUUUGUAAAAUAUUCUAUAUAGACACAGCACUGGCUGGCUUAAAACAUUUCCUGCUGAGGGCUUAAAUGUAUCGCGUACAAUAUUUAUGAAGUAGUGAGCGAGUCUGUUUUGUUGUAAUAUGUUCCUGAGUGUCUUUUAUACUGCAUAUACACUGUUCUUGCACUGGUUCAAAAAAUGUAAUAGAGAAGAUCUGUACAAAUGCAAUUUUUGGAACACUAGUGGGUUAAAAGCACUUUACAUGUGUUUUCAAUGAGCUCUUCUUACAGGCACAUGUCCAUGUAUAGCACAGACGGACAUCAAUCCACCCGCUGGAAGGUUGCAAAGAUAGAACAUGAUGGCUGCAGAGCAUGAUGGGUAAAGGAAUAGGGUAUCAAAGGGAACAGGUCUUACUUGGCAAAAUCACAAUCACCCAUUGGAAGUGAGUGUCUGACACAGCCCGCCAAACCUGGGAACCAUCAGUAUUAAGGGAAUAAGAAAAAUUGUGCCUGUGUUGUAGAUCCGUAGCUUUAGGGUUAUAAGCAUUGGGUUUAUGUUCAAAUUCAGCCCAGCACUGAUUUGUGAAAAUUCUGUGACAUUUUUUUGAAAAUUAAGAUGAUCAUUAACUAUUUAAUUAGCAUUUAAAAUUAAUGCUAGGGUCCUUGUGUCAAUUCUACAGUAUAAUGUUUUGUAACAUGAUAGAAAAAGAAAAGUCACUGAUGCAUGUUUAUGUAAUCCAUUAACGGAAACUGAGCUUUUUUGUAUUUCAAUUUGAUAUUUCUCACAUUUGUAGCUCUUUUUCAUUUUUUGAUUGAAAAUGUCCAGUGCAUGAUAUAUUAAUACUGUGCAAACUUUUAUUUCUGGUUUACAUUUUUUUUUUCACCAUAGGCUCUUAAAAGAAACAUAGAGUUGCCAAAAAGUGGUAUUAUGUGAUUUUCAUGCUUGACUGUCAAUGUGUGUAAGUUGUUUUAGUCAAAGGAUCCAGGGUGAAUUCAACUGGUUAAAUCAGCACUUAUGUUUCAAAUGUGUGAGACAUUUUGGUCUCCUAUUGAAACUGCACUAAAGGCUGUGUCAGAAGAAGUAGUACAGAUUACAGCAAUAAAAUGUCCCUAUUUGGGAAUUACUUCCGACUACUUGUGCUGAUAUUAGGGACCUUAAAGCCUUGGAUCUGUCUCCAUUAAUCUGAGUUGGACAGAUACUGCCGUAGUAUUUUGAAAGAAUGUUUUGAUGAUUCUCAUUUUACUUUGACAAAUGUAGCAUAUAUCAUGACCACUGAUAUUCAGAUGGGACCAUUGUUAUGCAUGUAUUUUCUUUCAUAUUUGUGACUGUAUGACCGAUCUUUUUAAAGAGACAUUAUAACGCAACUAGUUACCUGAAAAGCUAAUAUGCUCGUUUAAACAUGUUAAAACCUUAACAAAGAAAAUGUGAACAAGAAUUUGAAGUGUGGUUUUAUUAAUUGUAGAUUUUUAUACUACAUAUAACCAAAGUAAAUACUGUAUAAACAUA
Molecule: messenger RNA, 2504 nt
Organism: Rhinichthys klamathensis goyatoka
Lineage: Eukaryota; Metazoa; Chordata; Actinopteri; Cypriniformes; Leuciscidae
Product: ras-related protein Rab-8B-like
Exons: 7
Coding region: 103-726 (207 amino acids)
Biological process (GO): Golgi vesicle fusion to target membrane; protein localization to plasma membrane; protein secretion
Cellular component (GO): endosome; synaptic vesicle; plasma membrane
Molecular function (GO): GTP binding; GTPase activity
Source: RefSeq, a predicted model, not a curated record